This is a messenger RNA of Cladocopium goreaui, 1271 nucleotides long. NCBI's taxonomy places the organism in Eukaryota, Dinophyceae, Suessiales, Symbiodiniaceae. The record is from the annotation of a GenBank genome assembly.
AUGGCAUUGAAACAGACGCUAAACGCAUGGUUCAAGCUCGACAUGACGGAGGCAAAGUUCGUUCAUGUGUGCAAGCUCUUUUCAUGCAUGCUCCAGCUUUGCAUUGUCGGCGCUGUUCUCGCGACUAGAUUUCUUGUGCUGGUUACUUCCAGUUCCAUGAAAGUCCUGAGAAGGUCGACAAGUGGAUGGAUCUCAGACGAAACAUGCUUCUUUUUCACAGGUGAAGAGUAUGGUUUCACCUACGAGUUGGGAAGACUUGAGGUAAGCAUCGGCAAUCAAACAUUCUGUAGACUUACUUCUGAGCAUAUCCUUUUGGACUUUGCAACAGCAUCAUCGAAAUCAGAGAGCACCAGCUUCAGUGAUCAUUUCACCCUGGAGUAUUAUGCCCAAUUCUUUGUUGCCGUCGGCUAUGCUAUGUUCUUUGUUGGUGUGGCUGUGGUGCGAGUUGUGAACAGUGUCUACCAGAAAGACAAGGGCUUGGACAGCUUCACUUCUGGGUUGAAACAACUCUGGAACAUGCUCCUGUUGACACUGCUGGCAGGUUAUCUGGUUUUUCCCAUGGGAUCAGUCAGGACACUUCCAGAGCCCGCAGAUAAGCUCGUACUAGUGAGGACACCACCAGACUAUGCAACAGCCCAAGUCUACACUCUCUUCUUUGUGACUCCAUGCCUCUGCUGCCUUCCAAUUUGGACCCUUUGCAGGGAGCAGAAGGGUGGUCCACUGGCCCAUUGCAUGCUGAUGACUUCUCUCCUCAUGGCAAUUCCAAUCCUUGCCAUCGUCGUUCAUGGCUACUACUCAAUGACAAUGUUUUAUUUGGACUUUUCCUUCUCAGUAUCAGUUGAUUUCAGCUUCGUGGUUGUUGGAAUGAUUGCCAAGGCGUUCCUGUGGGCAGUUUUUGUGAUCGAUACAAUCACUUGUGUGGUCGAAUCGGUCCAAAAGUGCUGUUGGGGCAAAGACAAGAUCCAGCAGAAAGUAGACCAACUAGGCAAAGCGUCUGAUCGGCAAUGACCACCUCACCACCUCUGAAUGCAUUGCUUGCAACUUGCAAUGAACCGUUUGCAAAGCAAUAGUUGCUUGCAAGAUCUUGCCUCCUGUGGAACUCUUCAAGUUAGUUUUGCUUUUCUGUUGCACCAGCUCUCCUUCCUUCGCACUGCAUUUGAUGCUUAUUUGGCUUCGGACUCACCGGUCACUCCAUUCUUUGUUCAAUGAUUUGACGUUGGAUGGCUGGAUCCUUGUCGCAGUGGGAAAUGCAAUCAGUCUGGGGUGUUCAU